CCCCCUCGCGCUGCUGUCCAGUCAUGGAUCGCGCCCAGCAGAUCUCCGCUCAUCUCAGUCCUGCACACACUGCCCCCAAAGAUAUACUCAUCGUCGGAGCUGGUGUCUUUGGUCUCGGCACUGCGUAUGCUUUGGCACAGAGACCCGAGUUCAGCAAUACCAAAAUCACUGUUCUCGAACGCACAGACUUUCCUGCCCAAGAUGGCUCCUCCGUUGACAGCUCACGAAUCAUUCGAGCCGACUAUGAAGAUUUAGUAUAUGCGAGGCUGAUGGAAGAAGCCAUGCCGUACUGGAAAGCUGAGUUUGGUGCACAAGGCCGUUUCACGCAGUCCGGACUCUGCCUCGUUUCCAAUGGCCAGGGGGGAAGUGCAGAGACUUUCCUCCAGGGAGCACUCACCAACGUGACUGAAAAACUAGGUCUCCGCAUCGGCACAGAUGUCACCGUCUUUGACAACGAAGCAGACGCCCGCAAAGUGAUGGGCACCAUGGGUGGCUUUGUGGGAGACCGUGGCUACGUGAAUUGGACAUCGGGCUGGGCGCAUGCGGAAAACGGUAUCAAGUAUAUGAGAGAGAAAGUCGAUGCGCUCAACCGGGUCCACUUCCGGACGUCAGAAGUGUCCCGUCUGCUCUUCAAAGGCGGCAAUGAAGUUCUCGGCGUGGAGCUGAAAGACGGUUCCCACCUCACAGCAGAUCUGACGAUUCUUGCCACAGGAGCCUGGACCCCCAAACUCAUCGACACGAGAGGUAUCUGCUCCGCCACCGGCCAAGUCCUCACCUACAUCGACAUCACAUCCGAAGAGCAAGCCCAACUCUCCCAACCCGGCCAGCCCGUCAUUCUGUGCGAAAACGACGGCCUCUUCAUCAUCCCGCCCACGGGAAACAAGCUCAAAAUCGCUCGACACGGCUAUGGAUACGCCAACUUCGUCACCAUUCCCCAUCCCGAGCAACCCAACGGAGGAGAAGAAAUCACAGUCUCCCUCCCUCGAACCAAACUCGACGACCCCACCAUGUCCAUCCCCGCAGAAGGCCAAACCGCAUGUCGCAACUUCCUCCGCGCCGCAAUUCCCCGUCUCGGCGAUCGCCCCUUUACAGAUACGCGAAUUUGCUGGUAUACGGACACUCCGACGGGCGACUGGCUCAUCACCUAUCAUCCUCGAUAUCGCGGACUGUUCAUCGCGACGGGAGGCUCGGGACACGGAUAUAAAUUCUUACCGAUUAUUGGCGAGAGGAUUGUGGAUGUCUUGCAGCAGCGCGAUCGGGAUGCUCUGGGGAAGGAGUUGAGAGAGAGGUGGGCUUGGCCGGAGAAGAGGCAGGAGGCGGAUCAUGUGUGGACGAAUGAUUGGAGAGGUGGAGGCGAGGAGGCGAAGGGGAUGGUUUUGGAUGUGGAGAUGAGGAAGGGAAGGGAAGGGAAGUGAAGUGAAGUAAAGUUGUUGUCUAAUUGAGGGCUUGAGGAAAGUAUAUUUUGAGCCCUAUACUUCCUAUAUAGACAUAGAGCGGUUUGGUAUGUGAUCUGCACUUUAA
This is a messenger RNA of Sphaerulina musiva SO2202, 1521 nucleotides long. RefSeq names its product FAD dependent oxidoreductase. The record is from RefSeq and is a predicted model, not a curated record. Lineage: Eukaryota; Fungi; Ascomycota; Dothideomycetes; Mycosphaerellales; Mycosphaerellaceae. Gene Ontology annotation, molecular function: proline dehydrogenase activity; sarcosine oxidase activity; flavin adenine dinucleotide binding. The coding region runs from base 24 to 1415 and encodes 463 amino acids. The transcript has a single exon.